Molecule: messenger RNA, 1647 nt
Organism: Petromyzon marinus (sea lamprey)
Lineage: Eukaryota; Metazoa; Chordata; Hyperoartia; Petromyzontiformes; Petromyzontidae
Gene: HDHD5
Product: haloacid dehalogenase like hydrolase domain containing 5
Biological process (GO): glycerophospholipid biosynthetic process
Cellular component (GO): mitochondrion
Source: RefSeq, a predicted model, not a curated record
GGGGUCCCCAGGGGUAACGGCAGCGUCCGCUCACUACGAGACGCGAGGCUCCGUGCGAGGUCGCUCCACGACGCCGUCGCCGCUACCGCCACCGCCCAGCCGGGCUGUCAAAGGCAACCACGACGCUGGUCUUCCGCCUCUCCUCCUCCACCGCUCGGAACUCAACUCGGCCGUUGAUUUUGUGUGUGUGUGUGCGUGUCUGUGCGCGUGUGUGGUUUGCGUUGUAAAUCACGCGGCCGGUAGCCAUGCGGCACCUCGGCAGGCUGUGGCGGAGCGCGACGGGGCUGCUGCUCCUUCAGCCGCCGGCGAGCGGAGGAGUUCAAGCGACGGCCUCUGUCCGGUGCAAGACGCAGUCUGCCUCGUUCGGGCUGCUCUUCGACAUCGACGGCGUGCUCGUGCGAGGCCGCACGCCGAUCCCCGCGGCUCGCGACGCCUUCCGCAAGCUGCUGGACGCGAGUGGUGCGCUGCGCGUGCCCGUUGUGUUCGUCACCAACGCCGGCAACUGCCUGCGGCAGGCGAAGGCGGCGCAGCUCUCGGAUGUGCUGGGAGUGCCGAUCUCCCAGGAGCAGGUGAUGCUGUCGCACAGUCCCUUGCGAAUGUUUGAGCAGUACCACCACAAGCACGUGCUCGUGUCAGGCCAGGGGCCCGUGGAAGACAUUGCCAAAAACCUGGGCUUCACGCAGAUCGUCACCAUCGACAUGCUGCGCGAAGCCUUCCCCCUUCUUGACAUGGUGGACCAGACCCGUAGGCCCAAGGAGCUGCCAACAACAACGCCUGAUUUCCCAAAGAUUGAUGCGAUCAUCCUGUUUGGGGAGCCAAUCCGGUGGGAGACGAACCUCCAGCUGGUGAUGGACGUGCUGCUGACGGACGGGCGUCCCGGCACGGGUGCCCGCGCCGUGCCCCACCCCCACCUCCCGCUGCUCGCGUGCAACAUGGACCUCAUGUGGAUGGCCGAGGCCAAAAUGCCACGGUUCGGUCACGGCACGUUCAUGGUGUGCCUGGAGAGCAUCUACAAGAAGGUGACGGGCAGGGAGCUCAAGUACGAGGCCCUGAUCGGCAAGCCCAGCGAGGUGACGUACCAGUAUGCCGAGUACCUGGUGCGCACGCAGGCGCGCGAGAUGGGCUGGCAGAACCCGGUGAAGACCCUCUACGCCAUCGGCGAUAACCCGAUGGCGGACAUCUACGGGGCCAACCUCUACAGCCGCCACCUGCAGCGUAGCCUGCGGGAGGAGCGCGGCGACCGGCAGGCGGUGGCGGAGCGAGUGCAGGCCCGGGCCGCCGGAGGGCUGGCCGUGGCGCGGCCGGCCCGUCCCGGCGACGGCGGCGGCGACGGCGCGGCGAGGACGACGAGAGGGCACGCGAUGCACGGAGCUGGGGAGCUCGCCGGGGCCGCAGCCCUGGCGUGCCGCUCCAUCCUCGUGUGCACGGGCGUGUACAGCCCCCACGCGCAGGUGCCGGCGGACCCGGCGGAGGCGGUGAAGGAGACGGUGUUCCACGGCCACCGCGACUUCCGCUUUGACCCGGAGCUCGUGGAGCCCACGUACACCGUGGCGGACGUCGACGCCGCCGUCGACCUCGUGUUCCGCGAGGAGAAUUUCACCCUCGCUUGAUCGAGCCGCUCGCCCCCCCCCCCCCCCUGCCCCCCCC